This is a messenger RNA of Anopheles aquasalis, 5484 nucleotides long. RefSeq names its product large proline-rich protein BAG6. Gene Ontology annotation, cellular component: BAT3 complex. Gene Ontology annotation, molecular function: polyubiquitin modification-dependent protein binding; misfolded protein binding. Lineage: Eukaryota; Metazoa; Arthropoda; Insecta; Diptera; Culicidae. Gene Ontology annotation, biological process: ERAD pathway. The record is from RefSeq and is a predicted model, not a curated record.
UCUUAAUUCUGUGGCAUUUUUCGUACCUUGAAGCGGAGGAAAUAUUUACUUUUGUGAUUUUGCCUACUUCUGUGGUGUGUGAAAACGCAAACGUCGUGGCCGUGCGGUUUUUUCGGGCCCAAAGAACGGGGUGACUUCUCGAGAUUAGGAGCAAUUUUGGAGAACAUUCUCGAGCGCCGGGCAUCGUGUUCCGUUCCGUGGUGUGAUUUAUCCCGUGGUUUCACCGGUGCUGAUGCAAUUUCCGCGAUCAGUGGAAAACAGGAACGCUCAGGUUGCCGUGGUAGGGUGGUGGUGCAUCAUCAUCGCGAGCUGCGGAAGAGAGUGAGAGCGACGGGCCGUCGUCGUCGUCGUCGUCGUCGUCGUCGUCUGUCGAUUAUAUCGGGGCCAAGUGUCGCAGCAGCAAAGAAGGAGGCGAGGACCGACCCGGGAGUGGCUUGGAAUGUGUGUCCACCGAGCCGAGUCCAAAGUGUCGCGCCCGUGAAACCUUUUUAGCCAUUUUACCGUGAACGCAAUAAGAGGAGAAGAACCAAGAAAACCGUCAUCAGCAAGCGAGCCUGUCAAAAGCAAAAUCCCCAUCAUCGUCACCACCAUCAUCAUCAUCAUCAUCAUCAUCGUCGUCAUCCCCAGCUCAGACCCUCUCGUUGGUUGGUGUUGAUCCGCCUGCGCGAAUCCAAGCAAACCCUGUGGGAAGCGUGUUCUUUCCGCGAAGGAAAAGGCCAUCUCGUGAUUUGCUGGACAGUUACUUAAUUUGAGCGAUAAAACUGGAGCAUUAGAAGGAAACUACACAGAUCACAGAAAAGCCCACAUCAUGAUAAAUUUAAAAGUCAAAACUCUCGAUUCACAGAAUCAUGAUUUCAGUGUGGACGAUGAGAUCACCGUCCGCCAGUUUAAGGAAGAGAUUGCGGUUAAGAUCAACAUUGCGGUCGAUAUGCAGCGGCUGAUCUACUGUGGCCGCGUACUGGCGGACGACAAACCGCUGAAGGAUUACGAUCUCGAUGGGAAGGUGGUGCAUUUGGUGCAGCGGCCUCCACCGUCUGCUCGCGGUAGCAGCCUGAGUGGAUCGGCCGGUUCGGCGGUACGGGCAAACGAAGAGUCGGCGGCACGUGCCUCACGCCGUUCGCGUAGCAGUGACAACGCACGGCGCAACAUCUUCCGUGGGCUGGACGAUCUCAACACCAUGUACUUCGGUUCGAUGACGUCGAUCCCGCUGAACGUUAGCACCGGUAAUGCUACACAGAUCCCGUCGGUCAGCUCUUCGUCGACGCUGUGCAACAACCGCAUCACAGUAGCCCGGCACAUGCUCGAGUGUGUUGACAGCAUUCUGAGUUAUCUGGAGAAUCCGGCCCGUGGUCUCAACUACAGUGCAAUGGACUACCUGUCGCAGCAAACGAUGGAAUCGACCGUGUUCGAGUUUGGCAUUUCGGCCGUCGGUGAUGUCGACAUACCGCACAAUCAGGUGCAGAGCUUCGUCAACGCGGUACAGGGGGCGGUCAGUGCGGCCUUCCGUCAGAACGGGAUGUCCAACCUGACGGUGCAGCAACCCGAUGGGCUCAAUGGCGGUGGUUCAGUGCAGGUGUUUGGUACGGUUCCGGACUUUGCUGUUCUAACGCCACCGAACACGAGCGCCACAGCGACGCCCGCUCACGAGGGCUCCGGCGGUAGUAGUGCCACCGCCAGUAGCAACAAUAGCAGUAGUAGCAGCAGCAGCAGCAGCAGUAGCAGUAGCAGCAGCAGCAGUAGUAGUAGCAGCAGCGCCAGCGGUAGCAGUAGCACCUCGUCAUCGAGUAGCUCAUCGGAAUCGACCGCCGAUAGCCGGCGUCAGGCACGACCCGGACCGUCAUCGACUGCCAGUGCGACGACUGCGCAGCAGACGACAACCAGCACCCGGACGCUCGGAGAGGUCGUACACCAAAUGCGUACGGUGCAGCGGCGCAUGGAACCGUUCCUCCAGCAGUACUAUGACAUCCUGAUGGAGGAUCCAACGUUUGCCGAGUCUGAUACGACUGGCCGUGAGAACGCGCAGCGCGUGUUCGAUCGCGUAUCCGAAGCGAUGCACUACAUGUCUCACGCUCAGCACGCGAUCAGCGAUUUGAUGUUGGAUCUGCAGAUGAACACCCCGCGCCAUCUCUGCUGCCGACCGAUAUUGAUCGAGCAGAACGCCUACGUAAGCUCGGGAAUGACGGCCGUUCCGCACAACAUCAAUCUGGCGAACCUGCUGCGUAGCCAUAACAACAACAAUAACAACAGCGUGAAUAAUAACAACAAUAAUCCGGAAGUUGGAAACAACAACAUCAACGCCCAGGUCAUCAACGUGGGCAUUGCCCCGUCAUGGAUAACGGUGCCGGGAGGUGCAGCCGCCAGUGUUACCAUGAGACCGCCAGCGACCGGUGGAUCGGCAGCCGGAGCUACAGCACCACCGCCACCACCUCCUCCAAGAGCUACAGCAACCGCUGGAUCCACGGAAGAGGGCACCGGUGGAGCGGGUGCAGCAGGAACGACGACGACGACCGCAUCCACUGGCACCCAGCAGCGGCUUCCCUCAGGUCAGUCCACAAGCGGGGCAGCUGGUGGAGCUGACGAUAACGCUGAAGAUGAUGGUGAAGAAGAUGGCGAAGAAGAUGGCGAGGAGGAAGAGGAUGGUGAAGACGAUGAUCAUACGAUCACCUCGCUUCAUAUCCCUCUGUACGAUCUCAACACCAUUCAGCGGAUGCGCAACCUUCUCAGCAACAUGCAAUCCCAGGGCCCCACGCCAGGAAGAAGACCGGGCCAGUAUGGACUUGUUGGGGCUACUCUGCUGACACCACGAAGCCCACGGGCUGCAUCCGCUGAUGGUCGACUUCAGCCACAACCAGCGACCGGAACCGGGGCCGCAGCGGCUCAAUCGCACCAGCAUCCUGCCCCGAACGUGCUAAGACGAAUAGUGACGACGGGAAAUAAUGCCGGUGGUGGAACAACGGCCGGUGCUGGUGGACAGGCCCAGCAACAACAGCCUCUACCACCGAACCACCAGAACAGUACGGAAAUGCAGAUGGCACGGCUCAUACAGGCCAUGGUGAAUGCAGCUCCCAUACACACCGAUAUCCACGUACAGAUCAAUACCGGUGGCGUAGAUCAUGGCGAUGAUGGUAACACUCCACCUGCCGAAUCAGCUGCCAACAGCCAAAACGGAGCACGUCCACCAUCGUCGUCUUCUGGGGAUGCACCGGCCGGAAACCCUACCAAUACCACCACCACCAAUACAAACAGCAACACGAAUGGUGGAGGAGAAGGUGGUCCGGCAGCCGGUGUUCACUUCUUUCCACCCCGAUUUGCGACCGUCACGCUACCGACGACCUCAACGCAGACGCGCUCCACAUCACGACCGCACGUGCACAGCAUCGCGCCUCCCGCGGCCUCCCAUAUUCGCAACCUCCGGCCGAUGCAGACAAACAUUCUGUCCACGUUCGAUCGCUUCCUACCGUGCAACAGCCAUCACAUACGCGAAACUAGUUUCUCCAAUCAACAGCAGCAGCAGCAGCCGGAUCGUGCUAGCAACACAGAUAGCAGCAACCGCGAAAGGACCGGUGGUGAUGGUAGUCAGCCUGCAGCUGCAGCAAUCGAAGCCAAUGUCCGGGCCGCCCUCGCUCUAGUGCCGCUUCCGUUUACACUGUUUGGUAGCCAGAUGACAAUGGCUGACUUCGCUAACCUGGUACCGAGUCCGAACACACUGAAUCGUAUCCGUGGAUCGCUGCAGACGUACAUCAAUCAGGCCCUUUCGCCAAAUGGUGCCCCGAUCAACGAUGAAGCCAUACGAGAGCUGGCGACUAGAAGCAUUAACCAGCUGGCGGACGUUCUAGAACCGCUCGCUUCGUACGAUCGGCCCGAGUACGAUACGCGCGCCUCCCUGGCCAACCUCAUCCGUCACACGCUCCCGACCUGCGUCAAUCUGAUCCGCGAGGACAGUUCGAGCCAGUUUGGGUUGCGUUUGAUGCGCACGCUAGUCCAAUUCGUACGCCGCUUCUGCAUGAUUCUCGUGCAAGGCAUUGGGCGCGAGAAUGGUCGCCGCAUUCUGGGGGACCUGUUCCGGGCCGCACUGCAGCUCAAUCCGGCCACACAGCAGCAACAGUCGGUAACGGCCAGUGGCCGUGGCCGUGAUUCGAACACUGUGAUACAGGAGGUGCAGCGGGCCCUGCAACCAGUGCUGGAUCGCUAUCUCGAUGUUGCCAGCCGGCAGGAUACGUUCGAUGUGCAGCCCUUCAUGGUCAUUCGGCAACCGGCACCAGUCACCGGGCAAAUAGCCAGCGCAGUGGCAGCCGCCGAAGCUAGCUCGACGGCGGCGGCAUCGACGGCUGCAGCAGCAGCGGCAGCCGCCGCAGCAGCAGCAGCCGCUGCCGCUGCCGCCUCAGCUGCAGCAGUCGCCGCCGUAGCCGCUAGCGCACGGGUACUGUCCGGCGAUGGUGCUGAUAGCCGAUCUUCCAGCAUGUCCUCCACCGGCACAGCGACAACUGGUCAGCGGGAAUCGAGCCCAAUGGAAGUGGACGAUGUUGAAAGUACCUCUACGCCGGAACUGGUGUCGGAUAUUGCAGAGAUAUCGAUAUCGUUCGGGCCACCGGCCAUGAGCGUUGAUCCCUGUGCGACAAUCGUGAUCACGGACAAUGCGUUGGCCGCCGGUGAUGUUGUGGUGCCCGUAGCUGGAACAGACGUAGAAUCCGAUGCCACCACCUCCUCCUCUUCCUCUUCCUACGCAUCAGUCAAUGUCGAGCAACAACAACAGUCACAACAACAGCCACCAUCGAUCGAUAGCACCGGAGGAAUGGCAGCAGCGGCGGCAGCAGUCGCACUGCGUGCGGCAUCACUGGCCGAUCCACCAGUUCCACCACCACGACCGGUCGAUGAGGACGAGGAAGAGCUACCGACGGUGAUGAUUGGUGCGGAAUCGUGGCACCGGCAUGUUCCGCCCAACUGGAUACCGGUGAUUACACGCGAUCUUGGACGACAACGGCGACAAAACCCGCAGGCACCGUUUUCGGAUGCAUAUAUCUCCGGUAUGGCGUCGAAACGCCGGAAGCUGCUAACAGAAUCGAAGCCACCGAAUGAUGUGCCAUCGCUCAUCUCCGAUGGUGUGCGACGAUCGUUCCUGGGAACCGGUGUAAACCCGUCAAACUUCAUGAUACCAUCGGCGAGCGGCAGCGGCAGCAGUAGCAGCACCAGUGGCAACAGCGCUACCAUCACCGGUGGUCCGGCUACGUCAGGGGCUGCUACCAGCAGCACCACCGGUACGACGACGAACCGGAUCCGUUCGCUCGAUGAACUUGCAAACAACAUCGCCAGCGACAGUGCACUACAGAUGUCGUACUGUGAGGCGAUGAAGGCCAGCAUACGGGACCGCUUGGCGAACGAUCCGGAUUACGAUGCAACCCGGUUUCCGAAUUGCUCCAAAUACUUUGAAAAACAGUAAGCGAAGUAUGUUUAGUAGAUUCUUCGAUAAUACUGUAGCGGGGGGGG